Penicillium cinerascens is the source of this 1380-nucleotide messenger RNA. Its product is annotated as amine oxidase, flavin-containing superfamily. The record is from RefSeq and is a predicted model, not a curated record. Lineage: Eukaryota; Fungi; Ascomycota; Eurotiomycetes; Eurotiales; Aspergillaceae. Gene Ontology annotation, molecular function: oxidoreductase activity. Bases 1 to 1380 code for a protein of 459 amino acids. The transcript has a single exon.
AUGUUUUCGCGAGCACAUAAGGCUUUAGUCGCGCUUUUCUUUUUCCAUGCGCCGUUUGGUCAGUGCAGAGUGAACACCAUCAUCCGCGAUGUUGCUAUCAUUGGAGGCGGCGCUUCAGGAACCUUUUCAGCAGUCAGACUGCGCGAUGAAGGCAAAUCAGUCGUUCUGAUCGAGAAAGAAAAUAUCCUAGGCGGUCAUGUCAACACCUAUCAGGAUCCGGUGACGGGGACAACAGUGGAUUACGGCGUUGAAAUAUUUCACGAUAUGCAAAUUGUCAAGGACUACUUCAAUCGAUUGAAUGUUUCCUGGGCCAUUGAGGUUCUAGGUCCCCGUUCGUCUGCUCCAGACUACUUGGAUGGAAACACCGGCCAGACAGUCAAGUACAAGGCACCAAAUCCCGUUGCCGGGCUGAUCGCGUAUGCGGAACAACUGUCCAAGUAUCUAAACAUUGGGUUGGGAUUUUUCCUUCCCGACCCCGUUCCAGAUGAUUUUUUACUGCCAUUCGGCCAGUUUCUUGCCAAAUACCCCGAUAUUGGAAAUGCAACCUACACGAUCUUUUCAUAUGGUCAAGGUCUAGGUAAUUUUCUCGAUCAGCCCACGCUGUACGUAUUCAAGAAUUUCGGACUGGACAUUAUCCAAGGUAUCUCAAGUGGAUUCCUGGUGACGACGAGCUCAGAUAACUACGAAAUCUAUGAUCACGCCACGAAGCUCCUCGGGUCCGAUGUACUUUUGAGCAGUCGAGUGGUAUCCACGCAAUACAGGGGUGAUCAUGGAGUCGAGCUCGAUAUUGAAACCCCGACUGGCACCCAAGUCGUGAUAGCGAAAAAGCUAUUGAUUGCCAUUCCGCAAAAACUCAACAAUAUGAACCGAUUCGCUCUCGACACGCGCGAGGCGAAUGUUUUUCGCGAGUUUGGGAACUCCGGAUACUACACCAGCUUGGUCAGGAAUACCGGCUUGCCAGCGAACUUCACCUCAUAUUCUGUGAGCCCUGAUACGCCAUACAACAUUCCCAGGCUUCCCGGUGUCUAUGAUGUUGUUCCAACGGCAAUCCAUGGUGUCUUCGACGUCAAAUACGGUAGCCCGCACAGUGUACCGGAUGGUUUUGUUCGAAAGCAAAUUCUCUCAUAUAUCAAGAAGUUACAGGCAAAUGGGUUCGCUGAGAAUGUAUCGGGUGAUCCAGAGUUUGUGGCGUUCAAAAGUCAUACUCCAUUCGAGUUGACGGUGUCUCGGGAUAAAAUUGCGAACGGGUUCUAUAAAGAUUUCUACUCACUGCAGGGUCAUAGAAACACAUGGUACACUGGGGCUGCUCUCCAUACGCAAGAUUCAUCAUUGAUUUGGAAUUUCACUGAAUCGUACGUGUUGCCAGAAUUGUUGAAAUAG